AAAAGCAGAUCGUUCACAGCACACCCACCCUGAGUACUGGAACUAUGCCGCGGGGCCGGCCUCGCAAACAGAGAGUUAAAAGCAGCGACGAAACAGAUGCAGAUCCCAGUGACUCCAAAGGGGAAAGUUUCAGCGAUGGAGAGCUCAAGGACAAGAAGUGCACAAUGUGCUCCCAGAACUUCACCACUGAGAGCCAACUACAGAAGCAUCAACGUGAACAUGAGGUCAACGAUAAGCCUCAUCGAUGUGACCAGUGUCCACAGACAUUUAAUGUGGAGUUCAACCUCACACUCCACAGAUCCACACACACGACCUCAGACUUCACCUGUCCCGUUUGCAACAAAAGGUUCUCUCGCAUUGCCAGCCUCAAAUCUCACAUCAUGCUUCACGAGAAGGAGGAGAAUUUAAUCUGUGUGGAAUGUGGAGAUGAGUUUGUUCUACAGAGCCAGCUCACUCUGCACCUGGAGGACCACCGAAAAGAGCUAUCGGGCGUCAAGGUCUUCACUUGCAAGAACUGCGACAAAGAGUUCAAGACGUCGGCUCACCUCAAGGAGCACAUGAAGAGUCACGUGAAGAUGAGGUCGAUCAACUCUAGUUCCAGGAACUACAAGAAAAACAUUGACCGCAGCGGCUUCACAAACAGCUGCCAUCACUGUGGGAAGGCGUUCAAAAAGCCCAGUCAGCUUGUCAGGCACAUACGAAUACACACAGGUGAGAGACCCUACAAGUGCUCGCAUUGCGGCAAGGCUUUCAACCAGAAGGUGGUGCUACAGACCCACAUGGUGAGACACACCGGAGAGAAACCUCACCUCUGCAUGUUCUGCCCGGCCUCCUUCUCCCAGAAGGGGAACCUGCACUCUCAUGUCCAGAGGGUUCAUUCAGAGAGAGAAGGCGCUCAGUUGUUCCCGUGCAUGGAUUGCAGCUGUUCAUUCAAGAAGCUGGGCAGCCUGAAUGCUCACAUAAGCAAGAUGCACAUUUCUGUGAUCGAGGUGCCCUCCAGUACUCCGGAGACAGAGACAGCAGGUCAGGCUCCUGGGGGGUCAGAGGGCGGCGAGGGGGUGACCGAUGUCAUCCAGCAACUUCUGGAGCUGUCUGAGCAAGUCAGCGGGGAGACAGCCCAGCCGCAACCCCCAGAGCCAGCUAUCACCAUGGAAACUGCAAUCAACCAGGACAUCCUGCAGCAAGCUUUGGAGAACAGCGGGCUGAGCGUCGUCCAACCGCAAGGUGACGGCACAUCCAGGGAGUCACAGAACCAGACUACUGACGGAGCUGCUGUGGAGAGCAAGAAAGUUCAAGCUCCUGAGAGACCUGUCCGGGAGAAGAAAAGGAGCAUCUUCAAGAAACCCAUUCAAAUGCCAGGCUCCAUCAGGGAGGAGAAUGGCGUCCGCUGGCACGGCUGUCCGUAUUGUUCCAAGGAGUUCAAGAAGCCCAGCGACCUAGUCCGCCACAUCCGCAUCCACACGCACGAGAAGCCUUUCAAGUGCAAACAGUGCUUCAGAGCUUUUGCUGUCAAGAGCACCCUCACGGCACACAUGAAAACGCACACGGGUAUCAAAGCCUUUGAGUGCCAGUGUUGCCUCAAGUGUUUCUCCACUUCUGGCAGCAUGAAGGUACACAUGCGGCUUCAUACAGGUGUGCGUCCUUUCCCCUGCCCCCACUGUGAAAAGAUAUUUCGUACAUCAGGCCACAGAAAAACACACAUUGCUUCUCACUUCAAAAGCUUACAGCAGAAGAAACACAAAUUCCCCAGAAAAAACAACAAAACCAAAGUCUCCAAGAGCAGCCUACCUCUGCCUGAUAUUCCCCUGCAAGAACCCAUCCUCAUCACUGAUUACGGCUAUCAGAACCCUCGCUUGGCUCUGCAACAAUACAUGGAGGUAGUGGGCAAUGACCGGCCGUACAAGUGCCACUACUGCAAUAAAGCCUACAAGAAAUCCAGCCAUCUGAAGCAGCAUGUCAGGUCUCAUACAGGAGAGAGGCCUUACAAGUGUGUGCAGUGCAGUCGAAGCUUUGCCUCCUCAGGAGUCCUCAAAGCUCACAUCAGGACCCAUUCUGGUCUAAAGGCGUACAGGUGCGUGAUGUGCGACACCACAUUUACUACCAGCGGCAGCCUGCGACGCCACAUGACCACCCACAGCGACCUGCGACCCUACAUGUGCCCUUACUGCCAAAAGACCUUCAAGUCAUCACCUAACUGCAGGAAGCAUAUGAAGACCCACAGGUAUGAACUGGCCCAGCAGUUGCAGCCCCAGUCCUCUGAAGACCCCUUAGGAGGCAGCACUGUGGCCCAUGAUAUGCAGGUGGAAAUAGAGGGAGACACUCUCCAACAGCAACCUACUUCCUCCGCAGAGCAGCAGAGCAUGUUGAGUCUGGGCCAGACAGAGGUGGUAAAUGGAGGCCAGCAAGUAACAUUGGAGGCACCACUGACUGACCAGAACCUUGUACAGGGAGACGACUCAUAUGUGACUACCCAACAUGCUCUGCCUCAGAACAUCAGCCAGUUUGAGACACCAGCACUUCCUCAGCCAACCUUUGACCAGCAAGCACUAACACAAGGCUUUACCAUCACUGAAUCGAGCUACAACCAGUCACAGUUCUCCACCGUCCAGCAGCUGCAGGAUUCCAGCACCCUGGAGUCUCAGGCCCUGUCAUCCAGCUAUCAUCCUCCAAACCUGCUCCAUGUUCCCAGUGCUGAGGUGACUAAUGGGCUCCUUGAGCAGAGCAGUCAGGGGGAGCUACAGCUGACCACUGAGGCGCAAGACUACCAGGAAGACAGUGAGGACAACAGCAAGAGAGCCUAUAGGUGUAGUUGGUGUAACAAAGGCUUCAAAAAGUCAAGCCAUCUGAAGCAGCACGUGCGCUCACACACAGGGGAGAAACCUUUCAGAUGUCAUCUCUGUGGACGAGCCUUUGUAUCGGCCGGAGUGCUCAAGUCACAUCUCAACACACACACAGGAAUGAAGCCCUAUAAGUGCAGUGUUUGUGAUGCCUCAUUCACCACCAACGGCAGCCUGAACCGCCACAUGAUCAUUCAUAUCAAGUCUUACAAAUGCUCCAUCUGUGACGAGACUUUCAGGACCAAUCUGCUGUGUAAACGGCACAUGAGCAAGGUGCAUGCUGUGGAGGAACAAAUUGUAGGUAUGGAGACUCAAGACAUGGAUGAGAAUGAUGAAGAUGAAGAGGAAGACGGGAAGCAAAAGGGAUCUAAGAGGAGAGGUUUGGAGAUCAUCACUUUCACCGAGGAGCAGGCAGCCGAGCUGGCAAAAGAUCCCGGCGAGGAGGCCUCGGUGUCCGAGCGGAUCCUGGCUCAGUCGGCAGCUGAGAGGGAUCGAAUCAGUGAGAUCAAAGACAAAGCAGUGGAGCUGGAGACGGAACCAAAGUUUGCCAACUGCUGCAACUACUGCCCCAAGAGCUUCAAGAAGCCCAGUGACCUCGUCAGACACAUCCGGAUCCACACAGGAGAAAGACCGUACAAGUGUGAUGAAUGUGGGAAGAGCUUCACGGUGAAAUCUACUCUUGACUGCCAUGUGAAGACACAUACAGGGCAGAAACUGUUCAUCUGUCACAUGUGUGCCACCUCCUUCUCCACGAAAGGCAGCUUAAAGGUGCACAUGCGCCUCCACACUGGCUCCAAGCCCUUCAAAUGUCCCUUUUGUGAACUCCGCUUCAGGACCUCAGGCCACCGCAAAACCCACAUCCAGUGCCACCUCCGACCGAGCAGCGACAGAAACAAAUCCAAGCGCUCCGGCUCGUCUGCCGGUCAGGCCGGUCAGGGGCAGGAUUCAGGGGCUGGGCAUGGUGCUGGACAGGGUCAGGGCCAGCAACAGGCAGCUUCAGAUGCUCUUCAGCCUGUGGGACUGUUACACACAUCCAACUCUGACCCUAACAUUUACCUCCCAGCCAGCCAAGUCCUGACGGGCCAGUUUGAUCAGAAUCUGCUGCAGCCGGGGCUUGUGGGACAGGCCAUCCUGCCGGCCUCCAUGUCAGCUGCAGGAGACCUGACUGUGUCUCUCCCAGAUGGUCUGACCACACUGGAUGGCAUCCACCUGCAGCUGACGCCUGCCAACCUGGUGUGCCCCAAUGUACAGAUCUCUGGCAUUGACACCAGCAACAUCAACAACAUCACACUGCAGAUCGACCCAGCCCUCCUGCACCAGACCUUACAACAAGGCGGCCUCCUCUCUCAACCUCUCAGUGUUGAUACUGGCCUCACCUCCCACUCAGGCAGCCAGCUCAUGUCCACCUCUGACCCUUCUGUGUCUGCUAAUGUUGUCAUCCACCCACUGACCAGCCUAGCUCUGCAGCCCUCAACCAUCACACCAGCUCAGGUCACGAUGGCUGGUCUCUCUGAGCAGGAUGCUACAGGUUCUCAGGAUUUAAGCCAUGUGAUGAGCAGCUCUGGGCUGGUAACUGGGAGUGCUAACGGUCAAGAGAUCACACUGACCAUCAACAACACCAGCCUGACUCAGGCCCUCGCUUCAGCUUCGUGUGCCAACACAGCAGCAGGAAACCCUCAGGAGAUCACCCUCACUAUAUCAGGUCAGGAUCUGCUCGCCCAGCAUAGCAACCCCAAUGUUGCUGAGAUCAACGGCAGCAUCCGGCUGGCAUCACCACUCAGCAGCCAGCCCACCAACGCCACCUUAACUAUCACCAAUGACCACCUCCUACCUCAGAGCCCCGCAAACACUGGAAUGGCAGUCUCCAGUCUGCCAACUAGUACCACCAUCUCACAUACAGCUGCAUCCCAGAGCCUAGUGAUGUCAUCAGGAGGCGUGGCCGGUGAUAACAGCGUCACACUGACCCUGGCUGAUGCUCAGGGUAUGCUGGAUGGCGUCACUCUAAACCUCAACACACAGGGUCAGACAUUUCCUGCAGUGCUGAAUGACUCCACUCUACCAGGACAGCAAACCAGCUCAGGCCAGCAUGUCAUACUGGUCAGCCACCACUCCCAAUCCACAAACGGAGCGUCUGACAAUGGAUACAAUGUGAUUACAGUGGAAAACCAUAAGAGUGGUAAAGAAAGCCAUGCUGAGGCAAAUACUCGGAACCAGUGUUACUACUGCAGCGAGGCAUUCAAUAACGUCAACACACUGCGACGCCACUGCAGGCAAGCCCACGGCAAAGACCGCUGUCACGUCUGCAGCCUCUGUAACAAGGCCUUCAAGAGAGCGACACACCUGAAGGAACAUGAGCGAGUGCAUCGGCCAGGUCCGUCACCCAGCUCCCAGAAACCCAGAGUCUUUAACUGCUCCUCCUGCGUGAAGGCAUUCGCCAAGCGCAGCCAGCUGGAGAGACACAACAGGACACACACAGGCGAGCGUCCCUUCAAGUGCAGUCAGUGUGAAAAGGCCUUCAACCAGAAGAGUGCUCUGCAGGUCCACAUGGUCAAACACACUGGAAAGAAGCCCUUCAAGUGCGAGGUGUGCAGCAUCAGGUUCACCCAGAAGAGCAACAUGAGGCACCACAUGAAGAGAUCGCACGGCUUCGGUCAGAUCCAAGAAGUCACCCUUGGCGAGGACGAAUCAGCCCCACAGGUUGAGGUAACACCUGAACUCGACCUGGAAGUGGUUCCUGAAUCAUCCGGACACUGGCACAAUGUCUUCCCCUGAGUACUAACCUCACCAGUUUAACCACUGAACAAAGCUUUGCCAGACAUGUUCCUGUUCUUAGACGGUCCUUUGGUUUCAAAGAGACAGAAGAUGUCUUCACUGUAAGUCCAGGGCUUUACCUCAGCAGCAGUCCUCUGCUGUUAAUCCAAAUUAGCAGUGAGGUUAGGGGGGAUCUGGCUCCCUGUGAUGAGCUUAAUGUCAUUCAUCUGUUUUCCUACUGUCAGCCCUUCAGAAAUGUGAUGACCUCCUUAGAGGGUUUCAUAAACACAGGCAGCCCACAGACCUCUCCAUUCAGGACAUGCAGGACUCUUCCACGCUGACCCCAUUCAAAGAGAGGAGGCGGUAUUCAGAGAUGAGAGUCUUUUGUUUUCAUACGUGCUGUGCUUACAUCACAGCACACAGAAAUGCAACAAACUGCACGUUUUUCACUGGCCAACAGGAUGUGUGGCACCUUUUUUUACAUAUGUAUAAUGUAAAUAUUCCAUUUAAAGUGAAUCUCAUUUCAACAUGUUACACGUUCGUUCUAGUUUAAAACAGAGCCAGAUGUUUUUCACCACAGCUGCUCAGCAAACGAGCAGAUCUGAUGCAGUGCGAGGUCUGAACAUGUUGGCAUGUUGUGUUUUCUCUUGUUGUCAAAUCAUUGAGAGCCACAGCAUCAGUUUCCUUCACUGUGGACAAUUCUGUAAAUAUGUGUAGUUAGAUUACAUCUAUUUUCUGAUGAACCGCCAUGACAUGGAUUGGUUGGAGAUAUGUAAUUUGAGCAUAAUAUUGCAUUUGUAAUAUGGCGAGGCCAAUGUACAGAAGUGAGGCUGUUUUUUUCCUCUUUUUUUUUGCAGCUGUAUUUUCUAUUGUCCAUAAUAAAUUAAGAUUAAAGUAAUUUUUCUACAUA
Molecule: messenger RNA, 6498 nt
Organism: Notolabrus celidotus (New Zealand spotty)
Lineage: Eukaryota; Metazoa; Chordata; Actinopteri; Labriformes; Labridae
Product: zinc finger protein 236-like
Exons: 32
Coding region: 45-5609 (1854 amino acids)
Biological process (GO): regulation of transcription by RNA polymerase II
Cellular component (GO): nucleus
Molecular function (GO): DNA-binding transcription factor activity, RNA polymerase II-specific; RNA polymerase II cis-regulatory region sequence-specific DNA binding
Source: RefSeq, a predicted model, not a curated record